Molecule: messenger RNA, 2157 nt
Organism: Candidozyma auris
Lineage: Eukaryota; Fungi; Ascomycota; Pichiomycetes; Serinales; Metschnikowiaceae
Exons: 3
Coding region: 1-2157 (718 amino acids)
Biological process (GO): positive regulation of transcription by RNA polymerase II
Molecular function (GO): protein dimerization activity; DNA-binding transcription factor activity, RNA polymerase II-specific; RNA polymerase II cis-regulatory region sequence-specific DNA binding
Source: RefSeq, a predicted model, not a curated record
AUGUCUGCAGACGCUGAGCAACCGAUGGUGAACGAAGAAACCACAGAAACAAGCAUUGCCGAGGACUCUGGUCAAAGCACAGCGUCAAAGCUUCAAGCCGAAUUAGGCUUGGCCCCAAGAACCAUUGUGCUUGCCAAAGUGAAGGGCUACAGAGCAUGGCCCGCAAUGGUGCUCGAUGAGAACAUCUUGCCCGAAAACAUCAAGAAGUUGAAGCCCAAAUCCGUCAAGCAGCAGAAGAAAACGCAGCCGACGAUUCUUGUGCCGGUGAGAUUUUUCAGCGACGAUACAUACAUUUGGAUCAGGAAUCACGACUUGAAGGUUCUUCUGGAUGAGGAGAUUCAGACCUUCUUGGACAAACACUCCACAGCAGGAAAGAAAAAAGAUGAGCUUCUAGUUUUUGCCUAUGAAUUGGCAAAAGAUCCCCCAGAUAUGCAUCAGUUCAACCUUUGGGGCUCCAGAGGACCCCCGGAUUUCAGCGACACCGUUGAAUCUGUUGAGGAGGAAGACGAGCCCCCAAGAAAGAAACUUAAGUUGAAGUUGAACCUUAAGGCGGCAAAAACCAAAACCACCAGCAGUAAGAGCAAAGCACCGCCCAAAGCCUCGGCCAAGAAGACCUUAAAAUCAACACCAUCCAAGUCCAAGACCAAGGCAGCCCCAACUUCAAAGAGUAAGUCCAAGGGGUCAGCAAAAGGCUCGUCAACAGGGAAGCCCAAGACUGAAAGAUACGCUUCGUACGAAGAAUUCGAAAAAGAUCUAGAAAAUGACAGUGUCUCAGAUUAUGGUGAGUUUGGAAGUGACUGGGGACUCGACGACCCAAAGUAUAAUUUCGACAACGGAGACUUCAUUUUCGAAGACGAACAGGAACAAAAGAAGUUCGUUGGGGAGUUCCCUUCUGCCUCGGACUUACAAGCAACCUCAGCUUACUACAAUGAACAGUUCGAGAAAAUGUUCAACAAAAUAGCCCCCAGCUUGCUAGACGGCGACUUGAGCAAUGAAAGCCAGAUAAUAAAGGAUCUACGAGCAGCAGAGAAGCUUGCACACCAAGCACCAUAUAUUGUCUUCACAAAAUCGCUGUUAUACAGGUGUUUAGUUGUUGCAGCUCACAAACCUGAAGAAAAGCUUCCUUCGGAAAAUGUCAGACAGGCUAUUAAGAAUAUCCUCGAAAGCUUCCUGUUGGAAACGUGCUCUUUAACAAUGGAAGACCUCGUUUUACCUACGCCGCAAGAGACGCCCUCUCAGACACCUGGAUUGACCCCGGCUCCUGAAAAUGGAGUAAAACAGGAGGAUACCGAGAUGAAGGAAAUUGUUGAUAGAUUAGAAUCUUCCCAAGAAGUUGACACCAGCGGCACUACGGUUGCGACCAACACAAAUGGUGAGGUAAAUGGACUCGACCUGGACAGAAUAAAUAAACGUGUCAGAACCAUGGCUAACCAAACAAAGUUGGAGAGUAACGAGGAACUCGAAUCCCAGGACCCACAAUUCACACGUGGCUCAGUGUCCGGUGUUGGCGGUGAUGAGGAGGAGGAUGAUGAGCCCUCGAGCGGAAAGCAGCAGAAGGAAAGAAGAAAGAUCGAGAUAAAAUUCAUCCAGGACAAGUCCAGAAGACACAUCACAUUUUCUAAGAGAAAAGCAGGUAUCAUGAAGAAGGCUUACGAGUUGUCGGUGUUGACGGGUACGCAGGUGUUGUUGUUGGUUGUAAGUGAGACUGGUCUUGUGUACACGUUCACCACGCCAAAGUUGCAGCCGCUUGUCACCAAGUCUGAAGGUAAGAACUUGAUUCAAGCGUGCUUGAAUGCCCCUGAGGAAGGGUUGGGCGACGAGCAAGGAGAGCAGAGUGAUGGCAACUCUCAGGAACUGCCUGAGCAGAGCCCAGCACCACCGCAGGCACAAAAGCAACAGGCACAGCAGCAACAACAGAUUCCACACCCUCAACAAGUACAGGCACAUCAACAGCAUCAGGCGGCCGCAGCGGCAGCUCAUCAGCAGCAGCAGUUGCCUCCAACACACAUGCCCCACCAGAUGCCAUACCAGGGCCAGGGCCAUCCUCUGGGAGGAUUGCCCAUUCCCCCACAGCAAGGGAGCUACAACGAUCCUUACAAUCAGUACUUUGGUGGUAUGGGCAAUGGGAACAUGCCUAACCAGCAGCAGUACCAGUAG